Messenger RNA from Scatophagus argus, 1715 nucleotides. RefSeq names its product fat storage inducing transmembrane protein 1, like (gene fitm1l). Lineage: Eukaryota; Metazoa; Chordata; Actinopteri; Scatophagidae. Bases 587 to 1444 code for a protein of 285 amino acids. The record is from RefSeq and is a predicted model, not a curated record. The transcript has 3 exons. Gene Ontology annotation, cellular component: endoplasmic reticulum membrane. Gene Ontology annotation, biological process: lipid storage; phospholipid biosynthetic process; lipid droplet organization.
GCAGGUACCGUGGAGAACAGCAGAGGUAUUCUGAAGCUUCAACUCUUGGACUUCUCUCGGGGACACAGGAGUGAACACAGUUGACUGGGAUACGUUGGCGGCCAUCACAUUUCUGCAGAACUGACAAUCACUGCACAGCAAGAGGAAUACGGGAAGAAGACACAUGGGAAACAUACUGUACAAGAGUACAUUCUGCAGCACACACGGAUGCCGAACAUUGGACUUAAGCUACUUUGACGUACAUAACCACCAUCUUUAGAUCUGGAUCUGGAUUUAUCUUCCAUCCCUGCACCAAUGAUCCAACUUCAAGCCUUGAAAGACAUUGUUUCAUUUGUACUGAUUUGCUGACUACAGUAACUGCAUCAAUGCUGAAUUUUUCCCAUAUGCAACAGAGGUAGUUCACAUCAUCAGCUAGCAUCUUAACGUGCGUACACAGGAUUACAGAAUUAUCACAUGAAACAGUGCAAGCUGUUUAGUCUAAAGUCGAUAAUCUACACAAACCUGCUGCAUUCAGAACUAGCAGCAGUCCAUUAGCACUUAGAAAUAUUAAGUUGAGAGCAGGUCAGAGGUUCGGUUCUGGGUCCAGAUGUUCCUCAACAAGGUGCUGGUGGUCCUAACAGACCUGGCUGCCGGAUUCCUGGGUAACACCGUGUUCCGGCAGCACUUCCACCUUCUGCUGUCAGCAGUGGUGAUGUUCGGCCCUGCGCUGAGCCUCUGGGUCUCCCAGCACAGCGUCUUUGCCAAGAGAAGUCACUUCCUCUACAGGAUGUUCUUGCGCUCUGGUUGGGGCUGGACCUGCAUCUUUGUAGGCUCCUUCGUCUUCCUCCUUUCCUUCUCCAUCCGUCGCUCCCUGUCUCUCUCCAUACGUCACCUCUCCCGACUCGGGAUGGCUGGCGGAUUGUGGCUCGGUUUCUGUAAACUCCUGGACCUUCUGGAGAAUGCCACAGGAAGCUGCUAUGAGCCUUUACUCACUGGACCAGAGGUCACCAAUGGGCAGCCUCUGUUGGUGUUACGAGAAGGGGAGAGUAAGUCUAUGUGCCUCAAAGCUGGGCUGGUGUGGAGGGGGUAUGAAGUUUCAGAGGAUGUUUUCCUCCUCUGUCUAUGCUGUCUGCUGUUAGCUGAAGAAACAGCAGUGUUUGGCCCUUAUUUGAGUCUGGGCGGGAUCUCAGAUGCCCCUCUCAGAAUCCUCUUCCUGUUCUGUGUUCUCCUGCUUGGACUCUGGAUCUUUCUGCUGCUCUGUCUCUUAGCUUACUUCCCUCAGUUCCCCACACAGCUGUUGGGGGGCGCUUUGGGCUGUCUGAGCUGGAGAGGACUGUACCAGGGCUGGUACCGCCUGGGGCCCAGUUGGUGCUGCCCUGGGAGGCCUGGACUGGGACUACUCAACACCAAAACCAGGUGUACUGAAGCAGAGGAUGCUAACCUGAGUCACAAUCACUGCAAUUAAAUAAAUACAUCUGAAUUUUAACACUGACUGAUGCUUUAGUGAAACCAUUAGCUGGUGGUUGUUGCAGUGGAUGACUGAAGAUUCUGUUACAAACAUGAAACCUGUGCAGUAAGACAAGAAAUCCUGCUGGAACUUUGAACAAACAAAUGGACAGUGUGCUUUCAAAAAUGUAUCUGUACACCAAACACGUUAUCGUAAUGUAUGUCAAUGCAACUAACACGUGCUGUAGUUUCAAAAAAAGCAAGGAGUCACAGUGGACAACAGGAGAGAU